UGAGGCAAAGGCCCAGGGGAAGAGAUUCCAAGGUAGGCCAUGGCUGGGGGUGGAAUGCUGGGGGGCAGUUUCCAUUAAGGCAAGAAAUAGCAUCUCUCUCCUGCAAGCCUUUGUAUCACACGUGCUCUACGCACAGGCCUUGGAGUGAACAGUGCCCUAAAUUUGGGGAGAGAAAGCUGGCGUCUUCCAGUGGUUUAUAUGAGACUUUGGGAAAAUUACUUCUCCCCUCAGCAUCACAAUCUUUAGAGGAGGAAGGCUGGACUAGACGAUCUGUGAGGUUCCUUCUUCCCACAUGCCGCAGGAAAUCCUUCUCAGGGCUUAAGGAAUGCGACUCUUUUAAUACCCCCCCAAAGCUCCAUAGUACUGUUCCCACGGGGCCCCAGGAGCCACAUGCGGCGCUAACCAGUACGCCCCAGGGCCUCAUAAAUAAUUCCUCACACCCAAGCUCCCAAUCCGUUCCACUUCCUUCAGACCCGCGCCACUUAACAGAACCACGAACUCUAGACUACACCUCCCGACACGCCCCUACCGGCCCCGACUGCUCCCAACACGCCGGGCUUGGGCGCCCGAGCCGCAGUGCCCAGCGGGAUUUGUAGUCUCCUCGUGGCUGGUUCAGAAGGAAUGAGCUAGUCCUCUGAACGUUGAGAUCAGUUUCUAGAGCCGAAAGCCCGAGACCUUCCCCCGCUCCGGAGCGCACAGGGUUUUAAGCCGAGAAGCCCUGGGAAGCCACUCACCGUCAGGGGCCGCUGGGGCUGAGGCUGCGCCAUCGCCACUGUCGGCGGCCAUGACACGGCGCGCCCCUCGCUUGAGUAGUUGAAUGGAGGUUUGGACUCCAUGACGGCUCAAGGCUGUUUCAUGUGCUGCAUCUCUACCAGAUAAACUUCCUACCUGCCCUGUGCUUCUAGACACACGUAAUGAACCCCUGUCCCUACACACAGUCACAGUGAGCAUCCAGGAUACACAGGUAUAUCCAGCCCAGCCCUGGCCUCUUCUUUUGUGGGUCUCCAAGAUUAUGCUCCACUGGUCAUACCUCAGUGCCACAGCCAGCCAGGGGCCAACCCAUGAGCAUCUGGAGGGCCAUCAUGAAGAAGCCACGAACAGCUAUGAAGAGUCAUCAGAGGGAGCGGGCACCCUGCCAGGAGGGAAGGGAGAAGCGUGUUCUCAGCGGCCGCCAGGUCAAGCCUUCUACCCCCAAUGACUUGGCCAGGCGGAAGGAGGGGGUGCUGGUGCAGGCGUCUCUCUCCCCGUACCAUCUCUUCAGAGACACAGCUGACGUCAUAGUCUUUCGGGAGAACCUACUGAGCUGGUACGACCGAGAGAAGCGGGACCUACCCUGGAGAAGGCGGGCAGAGGGUGAGGUGGAUCCAGACAGGCGGGCAUACGCUGUGUGGGUCUCAGAGGUCAUGCUGCAGCAGACCCAGGUUGCCACGGUGAUCGACUAUUAUACCCGAUGGAUGCAGAAGUGGCCAACGCUGCAGGACCUGGCCAGUGCUUCCCUGGAGGAGGUGAACCAGCUCUGGGCGGGCCUGGGCUACUAUUCUCGAGGCCGGCGGCUGCAGGAGGGAGCCCGGAAGGUGGUAGAGGAGCUAGGGGGCCAUAUGCCACGUACAGCAGAGACCCUGCAGCAGCUCCUGCCUGGCGUGGGGCGGUACACAGCUGGAGCCAUCGCUUCCAUUGCCUUCGGACAGGCAACUGGUGUGGUAGACGGGAAUGUAGUGCGGGUGCUGUGCCGAGUCCGAGCCAUUGGUGCGGAUCCCAGCAGCACCCUCGUCUCCCAGCUUCUCUGGAGCUUAGCCCAGCAGCUGGUGGACCCGGUGCGGCCUGGGGACUUGAACCAAGCGGCCAUGGAGUUGGGGGCCACAGUGUGCACCCCGCAGCACCCGCGCUGCAGCCAGUGCCCUGUGCAGAGCCUGUGCCGGGCACACCAGAGGGUGGAGCGGGAACGGCUCUUGGGCUCACGGAGCCCGCCGGGCAGCCCUGACGUGGAGGAGUGUGCUCCUCACGCGGGGCCGUGCCAGCUCUGCGCGCCUCCCACGGAGCCCUGGGACCCGACCCGGGGAGUGACCAACUUCCCCAGAAAGGCCGGCCGCAGGCCCCCCAGGGAGGAGUACUCUGCCACCUGUGUUCUGGAGCAGCCCGGGGCCCUUGGGGGUCCUCGGAUUCUGCUGGUGCAGAGGCCCAGUUCAGGGCUGCUGGCAGGACUGUGGCAGUUCCCGGCUGUGACCGCGGAGCCCUCAGGGCCACAGCAGCGCGAGGCCCUGCUGCGGGAGCUGCAGAGCUGGGCUGGGCCCCUCCCAGCCCCCCGCCUCCGGCACCUCGGGCAGGUGGUCCACACCUUCUCUCACAUCAAGCUGACCUAUCAAGUAUACGGUCUGGCCCUGGAAGGGCAGACCCCGGUGACUGUCGUGCCACCUGGUGCUCGCUGGCUGACCCGCGAGGAGUUUCACACUGCAGCUGUCUCCACCGCUAUGAAAAAGGUGUUCCGUGUGUACGAGGGCCAGCAGCCAGGGACCUCCAAGGGUUCCAAAAGAUGCCCCAUGUCCACUCCAUCCAGCCGGAAAAAGCCCAGCCCGGGCCAGCAACUCCUGGAUAGUUUCUUUCGGCCUCACAUCCCGACGGAUGCAUCCAGCCUCAACAGUACUGCCCAGUGACACCUCUGGAAGCCCCCACUUCUGAGAAUCCGGUUUUUUAAUAAAGUGCUUAUUUUUUA
Zalophus californianus (California sea lion) is the source of this 2710-nucleotide messenger RNA. RefSeq names its product mutY DNA glycosylase (gene MUTYH). Lineage: Eukaryota; Metazoa; Chordata; Mammalia; Carnivora; Otariidae. The record is from RefSeq and is a predicted model, not a curated record. The coding region runs from base 1062 to 2651 and encodes 529 amino acids. The transcript is spliced from 17 exons. Gene Ontology annotation, molecular function: oxidized purine DNA binding; 8-oxo-7,8-dihydroguanine DNA N-glycosylase activity; 4 iron, 4 sulfur cluster binding. Gene Ontology annotation, cellular component: nucleus. Gene Ontology annotation, biological process: mismatch repair; base-excision repair.